AUGAGCCAAGCGCCUGUCGCUGGGCCUCAGAGCAAUGUCUCCUCGCCGGCUCAGCUCUGCGAAAAGUAUGACAAGGGGGGUGGUACAGGUAUACAGGGUACAUUCGCAAUAUACUCGAUAAGACCUCUACCUCAACCUUGGGAAACUGUCGCAUCUCCUAAACUCGCCGCCCAGCUAAUUCAAGCUGCAGCCGCAGUUGCACAAACAAUCUCAAUAUAUUUCCAACUUUCGGAUAUCGAUGAAGAAGAUCUUCACUCGUUCUCAACUUCUUCACCAGCUCCACAUGCGGCACAGAGCCAAACACCUCGUCUACCAUGGUUCUUAGUAAAUGCUGCAAUUUCAGAAGAGCACUACAUCGUAGGACGCGGAAGCGCUGUGGAAACACUGCUCAUUAUUCUAAGACGGCCGUGGUGCAUUCUCGAGGUUUGCUGUUGCGAAUACGAAACAGUUUGCACAAUGUUGGAAUUCGCGAUUCUCGCGCGGGAGUUUGAACCGAAAGCAUAUGCUGCCUCAGUAUAUUUGCUUUCGCACGAAGUAGCAAAACGUCAGCUAAACCCCAAUGAACACGUUCCCGUGCUGCCUCUCGCGCCCGGCAGACCGUCGCAGCCCGAAGUAAACGCUCUACAGGGUAUCUACACAGUGCUCUCACCUGAUGGAAUCCAAUCACAUAAUCCUUUCUGGCUACGAGUUAUCUGUGUUUGUGGAGUCCAGCUUGGUAUCGCAUUUUCUGAUUUCCUACGGGGAAUGUGCGGAACAAAAGUUGUUUUGAUACCUGAGAGAAUAGGAAGCCCAGUACGGUACCCUGGGAUGAUUCGCAGAGCAUUUACCGAAAACCCCUCUGUCAAAAACCGAGGAUCUGAUCACGAACAACGAGGAGGAUUCCAGGUCCACAGCAUACGUUUAGUUUCGCUCUAUAAACAAAUUGUACAAGAAUUGACGGAAGAAGUCUCAUAA
This is a messenger RNA of Orbilia oligospora ATCC 24927, 954 nucleotides long. RefSeq lists its product as uncharacterized. The transcript has a single exon. The record is from RefSeq and is a predicted model, not a curated record. The coding region runs from base 1 to 954 and encodes 317 amino acids. NCBI's taxonomy places the organism in Eukaryota, Fungi, Ascomycota, Orbiliomycetes, Orbiliales, Orbiliaceae.